This is a messenger RNA of Oryza sativa Japonica Group (Japanese rice), 1145 nucleotides long. RefSeq names its product probable E3 ubiquitin-protein ligase ATL44. The record is from RefSeq and is a predicted model, not a curated record. NCBI's taxonomy places the organism in Eukaryota, Viridiplantae, Streptophyta, Magnoliopsida, Poales, Poaceae.
CCACUGCGAGCUCCGCUUCUCAAACACACUUGUCACCUUCUCUCCCCGCAUCGCAACGAUAAGCCCGUGAACCCGACCCCGCGCGCCACCCGUCCUUCCCACCCCCGAGCGAGCUAGAGAGGAAGACGAUGCAGCUCAUGGCGGCCAGGAAGCUUCUAGAGCAGCCGGGCACCGCCGCGCCGCCGGUGCUGGGCGGCUCCAUCGCCGACGACAGGGACAUCGUCAUCAUCCUCGCGUCGCUCCUCUGCGCGCUCAUCUGCGUGCUCGGCAUCGGCCUCGUCGCGCGCUGCGCGUGCUCCCGCCGCGGCGGCGGCGGCCCCGACGCGGCCGCCGCCAACAAGGGCGUCAAGAAGUCCGUGCUCCGCGCGAUCCCCACCGUCGAGUACGUCUCCCCCGGAGGCGGCGGCAAGGGGAAGGAGGAGGAGGAGGCGGCGGCGGAGGAGGGGGAGCAGUCCGAGUGCGCCAUCUGCCUCUCCGACUUCGAGCACGGCGACGCCAUGCGCGUGCUCCCCCAGUGCGGCCACGCGUUCCACGCCGCCUGCAUCGACAAGUGGCUGCGCGGGCACUCCUCCUGCCCCUCCUGCCGCCGGAUCCUCGUCCUCCAGCUUCCCCAAGGCGAGCGGUGCCAGCGCUGCGGCGCGCGGCCAGAGCCAGCCGCCGCCUCCGCGGUCUGGAAGCCGACACACUACAGCGAGGUCCCGCCCUUCUUGCCGUAGAAGGCGCAGCCGCAUCGCGCGCUCCGGAGAUUCCGGGGGGCUAGAGCUAGAAGAGGAACAGAGAAACCGACCAAACCAUAAGCCUGAGAUGGUUAAAUUUCUCGUUUGCUUGCUAGAUUUUAGUGCCCUAGCUAGCUGGAAAUGGAUAGCAUUUGGGAAAAAAUUCCGAGUCAGAGAUCCUGGUUUGCAACUUGCAAGUGGAUGGCUGCAGCUUUUUCGCUUUGUACAUUUUGUAAAGUGAUGAGAAUAAGAUCUGCAAUUUAGCUCCAAUUGAGAGGAUCCGAAUGUCUUGCUCCCCAAUUGUGGUCGACAAAGAUUCUGAUCCUGAGUAAUUUGACAAAACUGUAAUUUACUAGCAAGUGGAUGAUAGUACUGCUACUCUGCUAGCAAUAUCACCUGCAAUGGUUAUCUCUGCAACAUUUAUCUGCA